Molecule: messenger RNA, 4314 nt
Organism: Colletotrichum karsti
Lineage: Eukaryota; Fungi; Ascomycota; Sordariomycetes; Glomerellales; Glomerellaceae
Exons: 6
Coding region: 1-4314 (1437 amino acids)
Biological process (GO): tRNA methylation
Cellular component (GO): tRNA (m1A) methyltransferase complex
Molecular function (GO): protein binding
Source: RefSeq, a predicted model, not a curated record
AUGAUACAAGACGUCCGCGGCCUGGCCUCCCUGGCCAAGAUGAACCGCCGCCUCAACGCAAUAACCACCCGGCCGCUCUACAAACAGACAAUCAACCACAAUUCCAACAAAACCCUCCUCUGGGCCUCCGCCACCGGCCAGAUCGGCACCCUCGACCUGCUCGCGCGAAACGGACAAAACAUCCACGUCAUCGUACGCGGUCCGCACAAGUCGGGCCACCCCCGCCGGGCCGCGUAUCGCUCGGCGCUGGACGACGCCGCGCGGCACGGACAGACGAGGGCCGCGGCGUGGCUUCUCCGGCGCGGCGCCGACACGAACAAACACCUCGUCCUGUGUCCGCUGAAGACGGCCCUGCUUCACGAGAAGUACGACGUGGCGCAUGUGCUGCUCAGCAGAUGGAGCUCGUGUUCGGAGGCGUAUUGGGAGGUGUUGUGGUCUUUGGAUGGUGCUACGGUCUGGCAGAAGGCUCUCGAGGCGGAUGACGUCUCCGCCGCGCUGGGAUUUCCCGCUUGUGUCGUCGCGGACUAUAUAUCGGUGAUUUUGAACGGCGAGGCGAUCGCUAUUACCGAGGAAGAGCGGUUGAUAGACGCCGUUGGUAUUCUUCUGGAUCCGGUGGAAAUCGUAGAUGCUUACAGAUCCCAAAGACGGGACACCAUCCCGACCCGCACCCCCUUCGACGAUACCCCCGAGGGCGAGGGAAAGCACAAGAAGAGACAGCAAUCAGAAGUCACAAUGGCUGUCUUUCCCAAUGAGAUUCUCAUCUACAUCAGCCGAGAGGUUGAUAACAUCGCUGAUCUCGCGGCCCUCGCCAGAACGAACUAUUUCCUCAAUGUCGUCACAACGCCCCUGCUGUAUCAGAUGGAGAUUCGCAAUGGAACAAAGAAGGGAGAUCACAGACUGCCUGUGUGGGCAGCUUCAAAGGGCUACCUGAGGGUGUUACAGCUGCUCAAGCAACAUGGACUGGGGUCAAAGGACCUUAACGCCUGCAGAAUUCACAUCCGACUUAACCCAAGAGACGGUCGAGACGGUCGAGACUACCAUAUAUUCAAGCGCAUCUAUGGCGAGGACAGAGCCGUCAACAAGUUUCACGGAAAGAAGUCAGCCCCGAUCCAUCACGCCGCGCUGAAAGGCCACACCAAGGUUGUCGAGUGGCUCAUUCAACAGGGGGCAUCCAUGUCAAAGACAUCUAUCGGCAUUAUAGAGUGGCCUGUUAGCAACGGACUGCACUGGUUGUGGGUUCCCAUGGCCGCAAUGUCUCCCUUCACGGCAAUGACCCUGGCUUUGGCUUUCAAGCAGUACAAUGUGGCGCAACUUUUGGCCAACAACGGAGCCCACGUCGACAGGUCCUACUGGUUGGAAGAUGGUUGUUCCAUCUGGGAACAAGCCCUUCACGACGACUAUGCCACCCCAGCACUCACCUUCGCCAGCUCAACUCGUCGUCAACGUCAAAUGCUAGAUGCUGAAGAGUCUGCUGCUGAUACAGCAGAGGCCUUGAUCGAUCCUAUCUUGGCGCUGGAUGCGUAUCACACGAGAAUGGGCAAGAGAUUCAGCGAGCAGGCAAGAAUGCAAAGUGCAGUUUCAACAGCCAGGGAGUGGAUUGGAAGAGCCUGUCAGGCCUGGGGAACCAAGGGAUGCCGAGGCCACGAGCUGAAUACAUCAACGACACCGACAACAACAGCGGCAAUGACAAUGGCUACCCUCGAGGAUUUGCCUAGCGAGCUGCUGCUCCACAUCGCCGAGGAGCUCUGGGAACUCCGCGGUCUUGCCUCGUUGGCCAAGAUGAACCAUCGCCUCAAGGCAAUCGCCAACCCGAUUCUCUACCAAGCAGCAGCCCGCAAGAAGAAGCACAAUGCCUUUUUCCACUGCGCCCGGAUCGGCCAGAUGGGUAAUCUCGAGAUCCUUCGCAAGAACGGCCAAGAUCUGCGAGUCUCGAUCAGCAACUCGAAGGAGCUGUUGAAGAAAGCGAAACACGCCUUGAAGGAGAAGAGCAGGCUUGGCUCGGAGAAAGCGAAGAAGCUGCGCGAAAUGGGACAGAAGACAGACUCCGACUCCUCCGACGAUGACGAUGAUGAGGCCACCUCGAACGGGGACUUCUUAACCUCGACCCAGCACGGCAUGGAGAAGGUCUACACCGGCGAGUUAUUUAAAAACCCCAAUGUGCGAGAGAUGAACGCAAUCAGUAUCGCCGCCGUCCACGGCCAGGCUGAGGUCAUCAGCUGGUUGAUCAGUCACGGCGUGAGCAUCAACAUCUGGUCUGUCAACCUUUGUCCCUGCCAGGGCCACGAUGAGGAAGGUGCCCACAACAUUGCGCAGACGCCUCUGCAUCUCGCCAUCUGCCACGGCCAGUUCGGCGCCGCCCAUGUUCUCACGGCGAACGGAGCCAGCCCCGAAUGCACGGAUACGGACGGAACCUCGAUGUGGCAGGGUGCCAUUUCAAGCAGUCAGCCGGCUCCGGCUCUCCGCUUUGCGGCUUCUGUCGCCGAGGCUCAGGCAUCUGUUGCCGCCUCUUUUUCACCCGUCGACUCUAUCUUCGCCGACGUUACUCAUCAUUCUGGAUGUAUUCCUACCUCCGUUGACGACACUCAUCAGUUCGCAUGCAUUCCCACAAAGGAAACCGAGGCUGCCACUCAAGACGCGUCCGCUCGCAACCCUACAUCCAUCUUCGGGGGCGAGUCCUUCGGAGAGUCUAGCCCCACCGCCGGUGACCCGGAGAUUCUUCAGCCGAUCCAGCCAACGGAGGAUCAAACCAUCGACGCUGUCUACACGAUGCUUGACCCGAUCGCCGCCAUCGGUGCUUACUCCAACAGCCGCCAGACCGAAGUCAAGCGCUGGCACGGACGAAAGCUGGAACUCAUGGCAGCCCACAAGUGCAAGAUUGUCAAGCGCGCCGAUCGGAGAGUUAGGCGAAAGCAAAAUCUUCUCGAACGGAUGCAGUGGGAGGCAGAAAAGGAGGCCCGAGAGCAGUGGAGACAGACUAAUUAUUCUCUGGACGUGAUCUUGGGCAAAAUGUGUCGAGGAUGGAAGAGCAAGAAAUUCCACCAUCAGCACGAUGUAAUCGUCCUGCGCCAGAGAGGAACGCGCGAAGCGAAGUUCCACCUCUCGCCCCCCCUCCGCCACGACACCCCGAUCAAGCUCAACUACGGCGCAAAAGUCAACGGCUCGGACAUCAUCGGCAAGACCUUCACCGACUCCAUCACCGACACCGACGGCCGCGAUGUCAAGCUCCAGGAGGUCACCCUGGCGCAAUACGUCACAAACUCAGCCCGCGUAGCAACACCGAUCUAUCCCCAGGACGCACACACGAUCAUCUCCUUCCUCGACAUCAACCUCCCCGUCCCCGGCGAGGAGGAGGAGUACGACGACGCCAGCCUCAAACCCCGGCCGUUCGAGAUCUUCGAGGCAGGCACAGGCAUGGGCGCCCUGACGCUGCACCUCGCGCGCGCAAUCCACGGCGCAAACCCGCCCGUGCCCCCGAACAUCCGCGAAUGGCUCUCCACGGCGCCCUACGAGAAGAACACCCUCCCGCGCAAGGUCGUGACGGACGCGGACGGGCUGGAAUACGCCGACGCGCCGCACGCCCUCGAGCUCACGGAUUCGACAAUCGAAUCGCAGCAUAAGGUACAUACGGAAUCCCGCCGCGCCGUGAUCCACACCCUCGACGUCAACCCGACCUCGUCGCGCAUGGCCCACGGCCUGGUCCGGAACUUCCGCAGGGGACGGUACCUCCUCGACGUCGACUUCCACGUCAGCACGAUCCGGUCGUACCUCUCCUCGCGGCUGGCGGAGAGUGAAGGGAGGUCGUUCCUCGCGCACGCGAUCUUGGACCUGCCGGCUUCGCAGGAUCACGCGGACGUGGUUGUGGACGCGCUGCUGCCGGGCGGGAAGCUGGUCGUGUUUUACCCCUCCAUCACGCAGGUUCUCGAGUUCGUGGUCUGGGCGAAGGAGAGCGGGCAGCCGGUGACGCUGGACCGUGUUGUGGAGCUGCAGACUUCGACGUCGCUUGGGGAUGUCGGGUUCAGGGACGGGCUUGGCGGGCGGCAUUGGGAUGUCAAGGUUGUUGAUAUUCGCAAGGCGGCCAAGGCUGGGACGAAGGGGGUUGUGUGCCGGCCCAAGGUCGGUAGUAUGGUUGUGGGCGGUGGGUUCGUGGCUGUGUUUAGCAGGAUGCCGAAUGCUGUUCCUGCUAAGGAUGUGGUUGAACAGGUUGAGCAGUCAGAAGCUGAGGAUGAAGUCGAGGAUGAGGUCGAGGGUGAGACGCAGCCUGAGUUUGAGACUGAAGUGACAUCUGAAGAUGGUGCUCACACGCCGAUGCCCUGA